ACGAACGCAUGGGGAACUCAGUAGCCAUCGGCGUCUCUUGUAGAGGGAGAGAGAGAGAGAGAGUUUUAGAGAGAGAAAAUGAUUUGGCUGGAAGCUCUUCUCCCCUUGGGGAUCAUUGCUGGUAUGUUGUGUGUAAUGGGCAAUGCCCAAUACUACAUCCACAAAGCAGCUCAUGGAAGGCCAAAGCACAUUGGAAAUGACGUGUGGGACGUUGCUAUGGAAAGGAGGGAUAAAAAGAUCAUGGAGAUGCUUUCCUCAACCCAAAAACAGUAUGGAAAUCAUUUACAGGCUCAUGUUGCUUUAUGAUGAUGAUGGCUACGGUGCAGGAAUAGCUGGGCAAUGGGUGGAUGAGAGAUUGAAUAAGAUUGGCUGCCUCGAUCCGGUAGUCAUUCACUUUGUUCUGAUAAAGGGACUUUUUUACUUUUUUUUUCUUUUGGGAGACUUGGAGCCUCAAGACGGUAUUUCGUUGUUGCUGUAUAUUUGUUGUUUGUUUCAGAGUUUUUGCAUCUGUAAAUUUAUUUGCCCAAUUGGGUUUCUCAGUGCACUCAAAUAUAAUGAGAUUUGCCCAAUUGUGUUUCUCAGUA
Messenger RNA from Amborella trichopoda, 584 nucleotides. RefSeq names its product NADH dehydrogenase ubiquinone 1 alpha subcomplex subunit. The record is from RefSeq and is a predicted model, not a curated record. Gene Ontology annotation, cellular component: respiratory chain complex I. NCBI's taxonomy places the organism in Eukaryota, Viridiplantae, Streptophyta, Magnoliopsida, Amborellales, Amborellaceae.